Messenger RNA from Magnolia sinica, 1514 nucleotides. Its product is annotated as small ribosomal subunit protein RACK1-like. Gene Ontology annotation, biological process: rescue of stalled cytosolic ribosome; positive regulation of protein phosphorylation. The coding region runs from base 112 to 1056 and encodes 314 amino acids. The record is from RefSeq and is a predicted model, not a curated record. The transcript is spliced from 3 exons. Lineage: Eukaryota; Viridiplantae; Streptophyta; Magnoliopsida; Magnoliales; Magnoliaceae. Gene Ontology annotation, cellular component: cytosol; nucleus. Gene Ontology annotation, molecular function: translation regulator activity; protein kinase C binding; ribosome binding.
CUUCCCUUCCGACGCUUCCUCAGAGAGAGAGAGAGAGAGAGAGAGAGAGAGGUAUAACCAGAUCGAAUUCCUAUUUCUUCAGCAUCAUUUCCAUCGUCUAAUCGCCCAACAAUGGCUGAAACCCUAGUCCUUCGCGGCUCGAUGAAGGGCCACAGCGACAUGGUCACUGCCAUCGCGACGCCGAUCGACAACUCCGACAUGAUCGUCUCUUCCUCCCGCGACAAAUCGGUUCUUGUCUGGCAUCUCACGAAAGAGGAACCCACCUACGGCGUACCCCGCCGUCGCCUCACCGGCCAUUCUCAUUUCGUCCAGGACGUUGUUCUCUCAUCCGACGGUCAGUUCGCCCUCUCCGGCUCUUGGGACUCAGAGCUCCGUCUCUGGGAUCUCAACACCGGCGUCACUACCCGCCGCUUCGUCGGCCACACCAAGGACGUUCUCUCCGUCGCCUUCUCCAUCGACAACCGUCAGAUCGUCUCCGCCUCCCGCGAUAAGACCAUCAAGCUCUGGAACACUCUCGGCGAGUGCAAAUACACCAUCCAGGAUGGCGACAGCCACACCAACUGGGUCAGCUGCGUCCGCUUCAGUCCCAAUACUUUCCAACCCACCAUCGUGUCCGGAUCGUGGGACCGAACUGUCAAGGUCUGGAAUCUCACCAACUGCAAGCUGAGGUGCACGCUCGCUGGCCAUGGCGGGUAUGUGAACACGGUCGCGGUCUCGCCCGACGGGUCGCUGUGUGCGAGCGGUGGGAAGGACGGGGUGACGCUGCUGUGGGAUCUGGCAGAGGGGAAGAAGCUGUAUUCAUUGGAUGCGGGCGGUAUCAUCCAUGCACUGUGUUUCAGCCCAAAUCGUUAUUGGCUGUGUGCUGCCACGCAGGAGAGCGUGAAGAUCUGGGAUCUAGAGACAAAGAGCAUCGUACAGGAUCUAAAGCCAGACGUGACGGCUGGGAAGAAUCAGAUGGUGUACUGCACAAGCCUGAGUUGGAGUUCAGACGGAAGCACCCUCUUUACAGGUUACACCGAUGGUACCAUCUGGGUUUGGGGGAUCGGUCGCUACUAGGCACGGCUAGGUCAGAGAUAUCAAGCUGCUGGUGAGAGUGGUUCCCCAUAUGCAGCGGCUAAACUCUGGGCCCAAUUGCCUUUGAGGCAAUUACCUUGUUUGGAAGCUGGCAAGCACGACCGGACCAGACGGCUUUGAAUGGCUCUAGAUGGGGAGCUGAUUGGGUCAUCACCUUGGUGAUUUUCUUAAGUUUGGAAUGGAGGAAAGGGUGUCUGUGGCCCACCUGUGAGCCAUUGCAUAACUGAUGUGCCUUUUGAUGGUUGUUGCCCGCUUUUGUUUUUGUUUUUGGUUUUAUGGCUUUUUAGUAGUCUUUUUUUCUUUUUCUUUUAAUUUUUUGGUUUGGUUUUUGAAGAUUAGAAUUUGAAACUUGGCUGAUAGGAGGCGGUAAUUCUUUUCCUUGUAUUUUUUAUUUUUAUUUUUUUGAAUUUGAAAGCAGAGUAGAUGGUAUUCUCAAUCAA